This is a messenger RNA of Ictalurus furcatus (blue catfish), 4795 nucleotides long. Its product is annotated as contactin-associated protein-like 2. The transcript is spliced from 23 exons. Lineage: Eukaryota; Metazoa; Chordata; Actinopteri; Siluriformes; Ictaluridae. The record is from RefSeq and is a predicted model, not a curated record. Bases 1 to 3882 code for a protein of 1293 amino acids.
AUGUCUACACUGUCCUUGGUGUUUUCUUUAGAGAAAUGUGAUGAAGCGCUGUCCACGCCCCUUUCCCAUAGUGCCUUCAGCAGCUCGUCAGUGUUCACCACAGGCUAUGCCCCGGAAUACGCCAAACUGAACAGGAGAGGAGGUGCUGGAGGCUGGUCUCCUCUCGACACUGAUCAUUACCCGUGGCUGCAGGUGGACCUGGGCAGCAGGAAGCAGGUGACUGCUGUCGCCACUCAGGGUCGAUACAGUAGCUCAGACUGGACUACACGCUACCGACUGCUCUACAGCGACACGGGCAGGAACUGGAAACCCUACCAUCAGGACGGAAACAUCUGGGCAUUCACAGGAAACUCGAACACGGAGAGUGUGGUGCGUUACGACCUUCAGCACGUCAUCGUGGCCCGAUUUCUACGCUUCAUCCCACUGGACUGGAGCGAAGAAGGUCGGAUAGGCCUGAGGAUAGAGAUCUAUGGCUGCUUGUACUGGGCCGACGUGAUUAACUUUGAUGGGCAGGGUGUGAUCUCCUACCGUUUCAAGAUGAAGAAGAUGAAGAUCCUGAAGGAUGUGAUAGCGCUGAAGUUUAAGACGGGUGAGAGUGAUGGAGUGAUCCUGCAUGGCGAGGGUCAGCAGGGUGAUUACAUCACGCUGGAGCUCAGGAGAGGAAGACUGCUUCUCCAGAUAAACCUGGGCAGCAACCAUUACGGCUCCAUCCUGGGUCACACGUCGGUGAGCAGCGGCAGCCUACUGGACGAUCAUCACUGGCACUCGGUGGUGAUCGAGCGCCACAGGAGAAACGUCAACUUCACCCUGGACCAGCACACGCAGCACUUUCGCACCAACGGAGAGUUUGACCACCUCGACCUCGAUUAUGAGCUUAGUUUUGGAGGGAUGCCAUACUCAGGCAAACUCAUCUCAGGAGGCAGGAGAAAUUUCAAAGGCUGCAUGGAGAGCAUCAACUAUAACGGAGAAAACAUCACCGACCUGGCCAGAAGAAAGAAAGUGGACACGUCCAGCUUUCGUAAUUUGACAUUCUCCUGUGUGGAAUCUCACACCUUCCCGGUUUCCUUCAACGCCACGAGUUUCCUACAGCUGCCAGGUCGAACGGAGCACAGCAUGGUGUCUGUGAGCUUCCAGUUUCGCACGUGGAACCCUAACGGCCUGCUCCUGUUCAGCGCGCUGGCUGACGGCAUGCUGGAGCUCACGCUGAAAGACGGCAAAGUCACGGCGCACAUCAUUAUCACGCAGCAGAAAAACUCACGCGUAGACACGGUGUCAGGUUCAGGGCUGAAUGAUGGAGAAUGGCAUGAAGUUCGCUUCAUGGCCAAAGAAAACUUUGCCAUGCUGACCAUCGAUGGAGAUGAAUCCUCCGCUGUGAGGACCAACACACCCGUUCAGAUCACAACUGGAGGAACGUACCACUUUGGAGGUUAUUUCCUGCAGACCCAGGCGUCUCCAUCACAGCGCUCGUUUCAGGGCUGUAUGCAGCUCAUCCGGGUGGACGAUCAGCUAGCCGACCUGGCAGCUAUGGAGCAGGGCAUGCUGGGAGCCUUUGAGAAUGUCACCUUGGACACGUGUGCCAUCAUAGACAGAUGCUUGCCUAAUCACUGUGAGCAUGGAGGAAGGUGCACUCAGACCUGGGACAGUUUCAGCUGCUUUUGUGACGGUACUGGAUACACCGGAGCCACCUGUCACACAUCUGUCUACGAGCAGUCGUGUGAGGCUUAUAAGCACAUGGGGAAAUCUUCGGACGUCUACUGGAUCGAUCCUGAUGGUAGCGGACCUUUAGGACCGUUCAGAGUCAUUUGCAAAAUGACAGAGGACAAGGUGUGGACGACUGUGGGGAACAGCCUGCCGGCUCAGACAGCCGUAUUGGGUUCAAGCAGGGAGAGACGCACCGUGCUGCAGCUGAACUACAGCGCCACCAUGGAGCAGAUCAGUGCCAUUACAGACACUGCCGAGCACUGCGAGCAGCACAUCACCUACACCUGCCGCUCAUCACGCCUACUCAACACUCCAGACGGAACUCCAUACACAUGGUGGGUUGGCAGAGGGAAUGAGAAACACAUCUACUGGGGCGGCUCUGCACCGGGCGUCCAGAAAUGUUCCUGUGGCAUCGAGCACAACUGCAUCGACCCCAAACACUACUGCAACUGUGACGCAGAUCAGAAACAGUGGAGAGAGGAUUCAGGGCUUCUGGUCUAUAAGGAUCACUUGCCCGUGAGCGAGGUAGCUGUAGGUGACACAAAUCGACCUGGAUCAGAGGCCAAGCUCACGGUGGGACCUCUGCACUGUUACGGAGACCGUAGUUACUGGAACGCCGCUUCCUUCAACACACCGUCCUCCUACCUGCACUUCUCCACUUUCCAUGCUGAAACCAGUGCUGAUAUCUCCUUUUAUUUCAAGACCUCUGCACCUCAUGGGGUUUUCCUGGAGAACCUGGGCAACACGGACUUCAUCCGGCUGGAGCUGAAAUCGCCCAACCUCGUUACGUUCUCCUUCGAUGUGGGGAACGGGCCGGUAGAGCUGAACGUUCAGUCACCAACACCGCUAAACGACGACCAGUGGCAUCGAGUCAGCGCCGAGAGAAACGUCAAAGAGGCCGUGCUUCAGCUGGAUCAGCAAUACAGACAGGUUCGAGCUGCACCUGUACAGGGACACACACGCCUAGAGCUCUACAGCCAGCUCUAUGUGGGUGCGGCAGGAGGACAGAGAGGCUUCCUCGGAUGCAUCCGCUCCCUGAAGAUGAACGGCGUGACCCUAGACCUGGAAGAAAGAGCAAAGGUCACUCCCGGAGUUAAACCCGGAUGUUCGGGUCACUGCACCAGUUUUGGGAUGUACUGCCGCAACGGAGGGAAGUGUGUGGAGAAAUACAACGGCUACUCAUGCGACUGCAGCGACACGGCUUAUGACGGACCCUUCUGCACUAAAGACAUAGGAGCGUUCUUCGAGGCAGGAACGCUGGUCCGUUAUAACCUGGUCUCAGAAGCGUCCAGCAUGGACGGGAAGGAUUUGAGCCAAUCACUGUCCACAGACGUGAACCUGACCCAAGAGGUUGUGGCUUUCAGCUUCAGCACAUCCAGCACUCCCAGCAUCCUCCUCUACAUCAGCUCGAGGAGCCAUGACUACAUGGCUGUAGUGUUGCGACGAAAUGGAUCUUUACAGCUGCGUUAUAACCUCGGAGGUCUUCCCGAGCCCUUUGCCGUCGAUCUGGACCAGCGCAAUUUGGCCAACGGACAGCCACACAGUGUCAACAUCACAAGAAUAGAACGAGAACUCCAUGUCCAGCUGGACCACUAUCCUUUGGUCAGCUACACCCUGCCUGAAACCUCAGACACUCAGUUCAACCUGGUCAAAACCCUCUUCCUAGGAAAAGUCUUCGAAACCGGUCCCAUCGACCCAGUGCUGAUAGAGAAGUAUAACACUCCUGGCUUCGUAGGCUGUCUGUCCCGAGUGCAGUUUAACAGCGUUGCUCCUCUGAAGGCGGCUCUUCGUUUGCGGCUUCCUGUUUCCGUCUCGCACCAGGGCAAACUGGUCGAGUCCAACUGUGGAGCGUCACCCCUAACCAUCUCACCGAUGUCCACUAACACUGACCCCUGGCACCUGAAUGCAGGUGCUGAUUUCCCAUUCAAUGAGGAGCGAGUCGUACCAGAUGGGGUAAACAGGAAUUCAGCAGUAAUAGGAGGCAUCAUUGCUGUGGUGAUCUUUAUCAUCCUGUGCACGCUGGUGUUCCUGAUUCGGUACAUGUUCCGCCACAAGGGAACGUACCACACCAAUGAGUCCAAAGGAGAUGAACGAUUUGAAUCAGCCGAUACAGCCAUCAUCAGCGCGGAGCCCAAUUUCACAGAGACCAUCGAAGAAAACAAGAAGGAGUGGUUCAUCUGAACAUAUCUGUUGAAGGACAACAGUACAGACUGUUGGAGACUCUCAUUGAGGAUUGAGAACACGUGAAACCUCUUCAUUUGCAACUCUUUUUAUUUCUUCUUCUUCUUCUUUCUUUUACUUGCUCCCUUCCUUUCUCUGUGUGUUUCUUUGUUCUUCUUUCUCUGUCCAUCUCUAUCUGCCAAUGGAUCAUCAAGGCAGUUUCAGUGAGUGCGUUGAGGGUUCGAGUUCUCUUCAUUUCUGGCCGCUCCUGAAGCUGUGUGGUCAUAGAGCUGAUGGAUGUGAAUGAGAACUAGGACUACAGUGACUUGGUGGACUCAGGCCUGGCUUUCUGUUGCUCCUGCGCUCAAAAGGAGAAUAUGAAGACCAAGUCAAGAAGAGAUGACACAGUGAAAGAAUCUCCUCUAAAAGUCUCCAUAGCUCAUUUUGGACUCCAGCAGUUCUGCUGGCAAGGAGGCCAUGUCAUAGGUCAGGGAUUUAGCAUCCAAGACCUCACACUUAUCGCUGGUGCCUGAGUCCUUUGUAGAUCUGGAACCUUCAAGAUCACGCUAAUCUAUGGGACAAUCUAGAAACACAGAUUAUCUGAGAGGUAUCUAUAUUGGCUAGAUGAUGAACUUCACAGUAACAUCAUCAUGGUGUAACCCUGACUGGUUUGAGUAUGUUGUCCCAGCACUUAUCCCAGAGUGCUGUUUCAUUAAAAAAAAUGCUGUGCAUUUGUUAAACGAGAUAUCUUUACAAUAUGGUUCUUUUGUGUUCUUUUGUAAUCAGCAUGUAAAAUGCUAUAAUGGUACAGGUAUGCAAUGGUAUGAUGAUGAUGUAAUCUAUGUCUAUAAUUAUUGUAUUGGUCCAGACUGUAAUUUGUAGACAAAUCUUGCUGUUCAUUUAAAUAAACUAUUUAAAUAAACAAUUAAAAUGG